Epinephelus moara (kelp grouper) is the source of this 6202-nucleotide messenger RNA. RefSeq names its product Krueppel-like factor 7. The transcript has 4 exons. The coding region runs from base 144 to 1127 and encodes 327 amino acids. Gene Ontology annotation, biological process: regulation of transcription by RNA polymerase II. NCBI's taxonomy places the organism in Eukaryota, Metazoa, Chordata, Actinopteri, Perciformes, Serranidae. The record is from RefSeq and is a predicted model, not a curated record. Gene Ontology annotation, molecular function: RNA polymerase II cis-regulatory region sequence-specific DNA binding; DNA-binding transcription factor activity, RNA polymerase II-specific.
ACGCAUGGAGCCUCCAUCACCCCCUGUCUCUUUUACGCACCGAGUCCGAUAAUGCGCGCAGGUACAGAGACCCUAAUCGCCACAUUUCCAGCCGCCACACUGACAAAUUAAUUUUCUCUUAUGGACUAAUAUGAAAGAAGUGGAUGCAGAGGUCUGACACAGCCAAGAAAGGAGGCACAUUUCUUGUGGAUCAUUCUUGUUUUCCAUCACCGAGCGCCAGCAUGGAUGUCUUAGCGAACCACAGUAUCUUUCAGGAACUUCAGCUUGUUCACGACACCGGCUACUUCUCUGCCAUGCCUUCGCUGGAGGAAAACUGGCAGCAGACCUGCCUAGAAUUGGAGCGCUAUCUGCAGACAGAGCCCAAGCGUCUGUCAGAGCUCUUCGACCAAGACCUGGAUGGCCUCCUAACUCCGGCCUACCUGAAGGAGGACGGUGAGGAAGAGCUGACGGACGCCCUGCUCCCCAGCCUACCCAGCCUCCCUGAGCCCCCGAGCCCUCCUCCAGUCCUCCUCUGCCCAACACGGAAGAAUUUUCCCUCCACUGGUGCAAUGAAAAGAGACCUCAAACCUAAGGGCCAGGGGCUGGAAAGCGCAGAGGGCAUGGAAGGGGUACACCAGGCCCAGCUGAGCGCCGUCACCUCCCUGACGCCACCGUCGUCGCCAGAGCUGGGCAGGCACCUCGUCAAACCCAACCAGACGCUGACAGCCUCAGCUGAUGGGACACUUACCCUGAAGCUGGUGGCCAGGAAGGUGGGGCUUAGCGCGGCCCGGCUGGUGGCGGCGCACGCACUCCCUGUUCGAAUGAGGGACGAAGAAGAGGGGGCGACUUGUGUUAUCGGGGUGGGGGAGCUACCAGAGAACAAGAAGAGGAUCCACCGUUGUCAAUUCAACGGCUGCAGGAAGGUGUACACCAAGAGCUCCCACCUAAAGGCCCAUCAGAGGACACAUACAGGUGAGAAGCCGUAUAAGUGCUCGUGGGAGGGCUGCGAGUGGCGAUUUGCCCGGAGCGACGAGCUGACGAGGCACUACCGCAAACACACCGGCGCCAAGCCUUUUAAGUGCAACCACUGUGACAGGUGUUUCUCACGGUCAGAUCACUUGGCGCUACACAUGAAGAGGCACAUCUGAGGAAUUUGAGAGAGGUCAGCGGGAGUGGAAGAGAGGGGAAGGGGAUGGAGACGGAGUGGAAGAAGGAGAGGGAGCAUCAUCUGCAGAGAAAUAACACCAUGGAUGUUAGAGAGAGACGGCAGGAUGGACUCAAAAAACACCACAUUUGGCCAUUCUGGACUGGAGGGAGAAGCACCACACAGGGACGCUGACUACAGACAGUAACACAGACAGGCAGACAGACGGAUCCUAAGUAGCUCUGUCAAUCUGUGCUCAACCAGUUGGUCCAUGAUUCCACAGUGACACGUUGUCACCUCACAAAUGUCUCCCGGUGUUGUCGCGUGGACGAUACAGACGCUCCAUCCCACCCUCCGUAUGUGUCUCAGAGGGGAUGUCACACGAUGAAUGGUGGACCACGUGCCUGUAGUUGGCAGCUCUUUGUUGUAGUCGUCCUUGCAGUCUUUGCAAUCGUCCCUCGGUGAAACGCUCCCGAAAUGUCAGCCCUGUUCAUGCAGCAGUGCACCAGCGGGCUCACCAACGCCAAACUGGACCAGUUGUACAGUCAUUUCAGUGCGCUAACAGCAGAACUGCUGUUUGUAUAUUCAAGAUUUCCUCCUGUUAGAACGUACCUUGAGCUGAGGAGAAUAGUGAAUUUCCAGCAGUAGCUAAACAGCAUCAUCUCACAGGGUAAGCGAGCAAGAAAGCUGGCUUUCUCCCCCUCAAACCUGCCACAGCCUUUACAAAUCGCCAAAGGGUUUAUUAUCUUAUAUAUAGGACAGAUAAUAAUUUGUCAGUUUUUCAUCUGACCUCUGUCACAUCUGCCAACUGGAUCCAUUUAUAAAUCCUUCUGGUUCGAUGGCAUUGGAGCACUUGUUUGAACGGAGCAUUAGAUUGGAUUUCUCAAAGACUUGAGGAUGGGAGUGUGUUGCACUGAUGUGCUUCAAAGACUGAUUGAGGUCAUCCAGAGGACUGGCUUGCUUUAUGAACACCAUCCAUUGAGGGUUACCACUGGAUGAGGCUAACUAAUCUACUCUGGGAAAGACUGUUCAUCUCCUAGAAUGUCAUCUGAAAUCGAGCGUCUCUAGAGAUGCUAAAUGGCUCCUGAGAGUGUUUUCCCUCUCCAGGAUAUCGGCUCUUACGAGUUGUUGUCAGGAACUGUUGCACAAUUGACUCAAACUUUUUGUAAAAAAAAAAAAAAUGCCCCCACAGUCUUGAACUGGGAGACAAUUCGGGAAUCACCAAACGCUGGCUUCCACGUGCUGUCGAAGUGCGGACAGCCACAUGCACAAGUUGAAGCAGCUAGCUGACUGCGAUAGCACACCGAACACAAACAAGAUCACUAUGUAUGAUAAAGGUUAUAUUGUUUCUAAGAAAAGAUUCUCCUAUUUGUUCAAAACAGACAAUUGAAAAGACCAUUUUGAAGAAGACAUUGGAAAUGGAUGCAGCCAAAAAAAAAGUGUCUAUUGUGGAUGCCUGAAAUGAUCUCUUUGGCCUUUGAGAGUGAUUGGCACCCAACAAGUCACUGGGUUGAGGAGGGUUUUUUUGUCUUGCUUGCACCACCCAUGCAGAACUCUUCUAAUUUAGCAGCUCGCAGACUCCAUCACAGAGAAAAGCAGCAUUCAACAGCUCUCCUAAUCGGGCCCUAUGCAUAUCUAAGAACAUUCCUGCUGACUUCCUGACCAUACGUAUGUCUGAAUGCAUAUUGCUGGACACGGAAGGACUUGUAGGAAGACACAAAUUCAAUCAAUUGGGUGGCUCUACUCAGAGCAAAUCAAUGUGAAUGUAUCUGUUGUAAGUCUGUACAUGUUCCUGGGCCCAUGAUAACACUUGUGUGUGGUUGGUAAGAUCAUACCAGACACCAUUUGUGUUUUGACGGUAGUUUCUCUUUUUCACAUUAGGAGUGACUUGGAAUAACUAGCUAGUCACGGCUGGUAGCUUUUGACAUUUUACUGGCCAUACUGGACCAGCAGGGAGGUCAUGAGUGCAGAUUUCAGUGGGUGGCUGAAAUGGGUUAGGGGAGGAACAUAUCUGCUCAGUCAGCAAAUGAUAACUGCCCCAUCAGCUCAUGAAACUGCAGUGAAGUGAAACCCACACACGAGACACAUACAUACUCUCCUAGAAAACUGGAAUUAACAUUUGUCCUUGGUGAUCUGACUUCUGUCCGACAGAACAAAGAGGCAUAAAAUCUAGCAUUUGCUCUGUCUUUAAUCCACAAAUAAAAUGAAUUUUGGGAUGAUCAUCGACUCAACUCAAGCGCACACAAAUCAAACAGGCAGCUUGGACGAAAGUAGAUUGUCAGGAUUCUUACGAACGUGAUUGGGAACAACUAUGUCAAGGUGUUUAUUCUUUAUUUUACAAGACUUUUAAUACUUUUGAGGCACACAGCAGUCUGAUUUUUGGCAAGAGAGGCAGUAAAUUGAUUUCACUCUGUAUACCAGAGGCGCAUUUCAAUUUCGGGGUAUAAACACAGCCCAGCUCAAUCAUAUCUAGACAUGAUCUGUCUGCGGCUCUGGAAGUAGAAGCUCCUGCCUCGCAUAAAUAUUGAACUCUUUCUGUCUAAACGUGCAAACAAGCCCAGCUCCCUUUUAUAUUGAACAUCCAGGUGACAGGCCUUCACUUGCAAAGACAGGAGGGAGUGACCGAAAUAGAAACCAACUGGUACAAGUUUAAACUGCUGGUUUAUUUUCCAAGGAGACCAAAAAUUCUCACUGGCCAUCCAGGUUGCAGCUACAACACUAUAAAUGCUACCAUUCUUUGUGUUUGUUGGCAUUAAUGAAAGUCAUAGAUACUGACUGAAAAAUUGAGAUUUGGUUUGCAGAGAUAGAGCUGUUCCGAUACCGAUACCAGUAUCAGAAAAGCCUCCGAUACUCUUUAAAUGCCCGAUCAGAUAUUGGCAAGUACUCAAGUCUAUGUAUCAAUCCAAUACCACAUAAUUUAGUAAUAAACUCAAAAACUCCUGAGGACAUUGAUAUUCUUAGAAUAUCUCCAGAAGCCUGCAGUCUAGAAACUAACUUUAAAAGUUUGCCACUUAGUCACCAUUGUAGCUUUCUUUGAGAUGCACUGUAAUCCAGCAUGGAACAGCAAAUUUACAAAACUAAAUGAAUGUCUUUUCUGAUGAUUUAUCCAUUUAUCGCAAUGAAAUAGCAUUACAUUCAUCCCAUCUUUGUGUCAGUAGAUCUGUGCUCACAGUCAGUCAUCGGUUCUCACUCCCAACUUGUCAAAUACUGUUGCUUAAUCAGUGGUCAGACACGCACGAUACACCUAGACAUCCUUUGCAGCGGUAUGCUAUGCAGGGUCUCAGGAGGUUAAGCUAAAACAUGAUGUAUUUUUAAACCUAACCACAUACUUUUGUUGCCUAAACUUAAGGAUCUAAAUCUAAAAGGAAGUGUUUACCUACGUUGUAAGUUCAUAUUGAAAAUGACUUUAUGUAAUGAGCAAAACUGUGCAUUUCCUGUUAGUGGAAAGUGUAUUUUAUCAAGACACAAAAUUGACAUACCGUUAUGGAGGGUCCAUAAGUGAUGCAAGAGGGGACCUAGCGCGUCAUAUUUUGAGGUGUAGGUCCACUGACAAAGCGGCCAGAGUUGGGAUGAGAACAGAUUUUAUUUGGCUUUUUCACACUGAAAUAGGUUAGUAGUAUAUAGCAGCCGAUACUCAAGUAUCAGGUAUCGGAACAAGUACUGGGAAUGGGUGGAUGGUAUCGGAACAGCUCUAUCUAGAAGAUGUAAAAAUAUCCGGUUCAGAUGGGAAUAUCAGAGCAGGUUUGUGGUUUUUCUGCUCAGCAGAAAGUGGAAGAUGAAAUGAAGAAUAGCAGUUUAACCAGUGGGUUAAAAUUGUAUCACCAAUGGCAGCUCUACUUGUGUGUUUCAGUAUUUUAACAGGGCACUCUCCUGUUGAACUGACUGGUUGCGAAUGUGUGGGAAUGUCGAGAGUGUUUUUUUGUUGUUGUUCAUGUUCUGUACCAAUCAUAGAAAGCUGAGGAUUUUGGACUGAAACACUUAAUGUGUUGUUUUUCAUGUUCAUUGAGACUUUAAGGAGCCAAGACAUGGAAGUACUCAAAUUACAAGACAAUUUAAAAAAAAAAAUUGGACUUUCUCAAGCUCAAAGAUUUCAAAUGUGAAUGUGUUUUCUGGAAAAGGUUGUUCCAUGUCGUCUCAGAGGAUGCGGUUCAGUUCUGUGUCAUCUUAAUGAAUGAUUGUCAAUUCUGCUGUGCCUGUGUGUUCUUCGUCUGUUUGUAUUUGCACUCUGAAUUUUUUGAGGAAAAAUCACUUGCAUAUCUGAUGUUUUCUGUCCGCUUGUACACUACACUUUCACACGAUGACCCCCGGUUGAUGAAACACUGAUCACAAAGUCUGUAUAGUAGCUGUUUUUUUAGCACAAAUGUACACACUCAUGCCUACAUGUGACAUGGAUUUGCACACAUUGCAGACAUACAAAAACACAAAUGCAUGCAGACACUCCCUGAACCCGCAAUCAUACGAAAACAUACAUGCACAAGCACAUCCUGAAUCACACAAACACCUUCUCACAAAUACACACACUCUCUCUCCGUUCUCCUUGUGUGUUUUUCACCGUUUUUCAUGCCACCUUGUGAGAGUCAGAGAUCCAGACUGCAGCUCUUGCUCUCGGCAGAGGGUGGAGGGGGGGGAGCACGCAUUACUAUGUGUGGCACCACCUCUGUUUCCACCAGGUCUGAAUUUCAAAUCAAACGAACCCCCUUUUUCUACCAGCAUUCCCUCAUCGCCUCCACCCUCCUCCCUCUUCCAUUUUCUCAGAUAUGAUCCCUUUCAACUCUUCUCCUCUGUCCGACUCCCCCUUCCCCUUUCCCUCCACCUCCCCUCCCUCGCCCCCUUCUCCACCUUUUUCCUCUGUUGUCUUUCUCCUUUUUUUUCUCUGUACAAAGUGUUUCAAAUUUAUCAUUUGUAUAUUAUGAUGUAUGGGUACGAUAAUGUUCUUUAUUAUGGAAAAAUGAGAAAGAUUUAUUUUUGUUACUGGUUUGUUUCAUAAUUCCUUUUUUAAAUUGGUAUUGUAAUAUCUCUAUGCAAGGAACUGUUCGGUGAAUCGUUUUUAUUUAAGAAUGUAAUUAUGUGUAAUAAAUG